CCAUUGGGGUGUCCCACGUGUUGGGGUAUCCCCUGUGGGAGUUCCCUUGUGCUGGGGUAUUCUCUGUAUGUUGGAGUCCCUCACGUGUUGGUGUCGUGCUGUGGGCAGAGGAAGCCUGUCCCGCUCCGUGUCGGGGGUGCUGCUGCCGGCCCCUGCGGCCUGCCCAGGAGGAGCGGGGCUGUGCAGCCUGACACUGAAGAAGCUAGUGGUCUUCAAGGGGCUGGAGAAGGAGCUCAUCUCCGUGGUGAUUGCGGUCAAGAUGCAGGGCUCCAAGCGCGUCCUGCGGUCCCAUGAGAUCGUGCUGCCCCCCAGUGGACACGUGGAGACAGACCUGGCCCUGACCUUCUCGCUGCAGUACCCCCACUUCCUGAAGAGGGAGGGCAACCGGCUGCAGGUCAUGCUGCAGCGCAGGAAGCGCUACAAGCACCGCACCAUCCUGGGCUACAAGACGCUGGCCGCCGGCUCCAUCGACAUGGCCGAGGUGCUACAGCACCCCCCUGAGGGCGGCCAGGUGCUGGGCUUGUGCAGCGACGUGAAGGAGGCCGCCGUGCGGGUGGCCGAGAUCUGGAUCUUCUCCCUGUCGAGCCAGCCCAUCGACCACGAGGACAGUGCCAUGCAGGCCGGCCCCAAGGCCAAGUCCACAGACAACGACUCCGAGGAGGAGGACGAGAGCUUCUCCUCCGAGCAGGACGCCAGCGACGACGCCGCGCAGGGCCAGGACCUGGAUGAGGACGACUUUGACGUGGGGAAGCCCGGGAAGCAGCGGCGCUCGAUAGUAAGAACGGCGUCCAUGACCAGGCAGCAGAACUUCAAGCAGAAGGUGGUGGCUCUGCUGCGGAGGUUCAAGGUGUCCGACGAGGUGCUGGACUCGGAGCAGGACCCCGCGGAGCGUGUCCCUGAGGUGGAGGAGGACCUGGACCUCCUGUACGAUGCGCUGGACGCGGACCCCAGCGACAGCGGCCCCGACAUGGAGGACGACGACAGCGUCCUCAGCACCCCAAAGCCGAAGCUCAGGCCGUACUUCGAGGGCCUCUCACACUCCAGCUCACAGACAGAGGUGGGGAGUCUCCACAGCACCCGCAGCCAGAGGGCGCCCCCGAGCCCGGCUGACGUGCCAGAGAGGACGCGGGCCCCCGGGAGCCGGCCCCCAAGCGACAGCACCUCCGACUCUGUGGCUCACAGCGCCCCCCCGGCCCCCGGGGAGCAGCCGGCGCAGCCCGAGGACAGCCCCGGGGUGGACAGCUGUCCCCUGGACGUAUUCUCCGAGCGGCUGCCGCCCAGCGGGCGCGUCACGAAGACCGAGUCGCUGGUCCUACCCUCCAGCAGGGCCGAGGGGAAGCCGGCCGGCCGCCGGGGCCGCAGCACCUCCCUGAAGGAGCGGCAGCCGGCUCGGCCGCAGAACGAGCGGGCCAACAGCCUGGACAGCGAGCGCUGCCCGGACCCGCGGAGCCCACUGCAGAUCCCCCGGAAGACUGUGUACGACCAGCUGAACCACAUCCUGGUCUCCGACGAGCAGCUCCCCGAGAACAUCAUCCUGGUCAACACCUCGGACUGGCAGGGGCAGUUCCUGUCCGACGUGCUGCAGCGGCACGCGCUGCCCGUGGUGGGCACCUGCUCGGCGGCCGACGUGCAGGCCGCCUUCAGCACCGUCGUCUCCCGCAUCCAGAGAUACUGCAACUGCAACGCGCAGCCUCCCGCGCCCGUGAAGAUCGCGGUGGCCGGGCCGCAGCACUACCUCAGCGCCGUGCUGCGGCUGUUCGUGGAGCAGCUGACCCACAAGACGCCAGACUGGCUGGGUUACAUGCGCUUCCUGGUCAUCCCGCUGGGCUCCCACCCCGUCGCUCGCUACCUGGGCUCCGUGGACGACCGCUACAACGACUUCUUCCAGGACCUAGCCUGGCGGGACCUGUUCAACAGGCUGGGCGCCCAGAGCGCAGUGCAGGACACGCCUGACAUCGUGUCGAGGAUCACGCAGUACAUCUCGGGGGCCAACUGCGCCCACCAGCUGCCCAUCGCGGAGGCCAUGUUGACCUACAAGCAGAAGAGGAAAAGGAACUUCCACUUUGACUUUGCUCUCAGCCCAGACGAGGAGUCCUCCCAGAAGUUCGUCCCCUUUGUUGGGGUGGUGAAGGUUGGGAUAGUGGAACCCUCCUCGGCCACCUCAGGUGACUCAGAUGACGCGGCCCCCUCGGGCUCCUGCGUGCUCUCGUCCACCCCACCAUCCACGUCGCCUGCAGCCAAGGAGGCUUCGCCCACCCCGCCCUCCUCCCCUUCGGUGAGCGGAGGCCUGUCCUCCCCCAGCCAGGGCGCCGGCACUGAGCUGAUGGGGCUGCAGGUGGACUACUGGGUCGCAGCCCCGCCUGCGGACAGGAGGAGGGACGCCGAGAAGAGGGACCUGCCGGCUGCCAAGAACACGCUCAGGUGCACCUUCCGGUCUCUCCAGGUCAGCAGGCUGCCCAGCAGCGGUGAGGCUGCAGCCACGCCUACCAUGUCCAUGACUGUGGUCACCAAGGAGAAGAACAAGAAGGUCAUGUUCCUGCCCAAGAAGACGAAGGACAAGGACGCGGAGCCCAAGAGCCAGCGCGUCGAGGGCAUCAGCCGGCUCAUCUGCACGGCCAGGCAGCAGCAGACCAUGCUUCGGGUCCUCAUCGAUGGCGUGGAGUGGAACGACGUCAAGUUUUUCCAGCUGGCCGCCCAGUGGUCGUCCCACGUCAGGCACUUCCCCAUCUGUGUGUUCGGGCACCCCAAGCCCGCCUGCUAGCUGCCCACCCUGUGGCCAGGCCCCUGUGCCCGUUGGUAGCCGUCACCGUGGGACACCCCUUGGCCUGGACAACGGCCUGUGCGCCUGCCCCACAGACCCUUGCCAGCGUCCAGCCCUCUGCUCACCAGCAUGAGACUGGCGGGUGGCUGCCAGGCAAAGGCAGUGUGUCUGGGCCUCUGCCCCAGCGCUCCCGCAACAAGGGGGUCCUUGCCCUUUCAGUCAGCCCCUCCUGGGCGCCAGUGUGCAUCCUGGGGCGCUGGGUACUGGCCACAGGCACAGGGCCGGGACCCUCCUUUGGGCCCAGCACACCUCCCCCCCCAAAAAUAAACUCCAGCCUUGCAGGCAGAUGUGUUAACGCUGUUAAAUAUAGGCCCCGCUCUCCCUGCCAGCACACCACCCUCGAUACCCUCGGGGGCUCUGCACCUCAGGAGGCCCAGCCCUGGCCUUCCAGUCUCCCCUCCCCAACCCCAGGCUUCUCAGCCUUGCCAUCUGCCCCGCCAGGCCCCACAGCAGUGACUGUGACCCCCACACACCCCUCCCAGGGCAGGUGCAGGUCUGGGGGACCCUGGACCUCAGGACAGGUCAUGCCGCCACAGAACACUGGGCAGAGCACGUGGAACCCCAUCUUACCAAGUCCUGGCCCCAGGGACAGGGCCCUGCCCAUCUGAAAGACAUGGGGUGCCCCUUGCUUGCAUCACCAGCCUGGGGCCACGAGGGGAAGUCAAGCUGUGGGCACACUGCUGGGACACACCAGCCCCAAGGGCCACCCCCACCCAGCUGGGUUCUUGCAAAGGCCCCAGCCACGAUCCCUUGGAGGCUGUGCGCACCCCUGUGCCUCAGUUUCCCCAGUAACGCGGGGACGGCCACACUCCCCUGCUACCUCAUGGAGCUGAUCUGAGGAUGAACUGGAAGCACUUGGCCCCUGGAAGGAAGAAAAGCCCCUGAGAUGGGGGACAAAGGUCCCCGCGGCAGCCAGUAGUAAAGGCCACGCCCGGUCCAGACGAUGGGUCUUGCUCACAGCAGGGCUGCCCCACAGGGAGCCGCUCGCCCGCCUUGGGGCCCGAGGCUGGCUGCAGACAAGCCACCUCGUGGCCAGCGCUGGCCCCCAGACAGAGGGGUGCUUUCCUGGCGUCCCUCCCAGACACUUCCUCUGACCGCUCACCACAUGCCCUGUGUGGUUCGGUUCGAGGAUGCGUGCUGCUAGCUUUUUUGUUCCUUUUGUAAUGGAAAACAGGAUUCUUGUAAAUAGCCUUUGGGGGAGCAGAGUCUAAUCUGUCACGAUGGGGCACGUGGACUAUUCGAAGGUGCUGAUGCGACACUAAUAAAUCCAGAGUAGCCUCCCGA
Molecule: messenger RNA, 4105 nt
Organism: Condylura cristata (star-nosed mole)
Lineage: Eukaryota; Metazoa; Chordata; Mammalia; Eulipotyphla; Talpidae
Gene: PACS2
Product: phosphofurin acidic cluster sorting protein 2
Exons: 25
Coding region: 68-2761 (897 amino acids)
Biological process (GO): protein localization to plasma membrane
Molecular function (GO): transmembrane transporter binding
Source: RefSeq, a predicted model, not a curated record